Messenger RNA from Dentiscutata erythropus, 453 nucleotides. The record is from the annotation of a GenBank genome assembly. NCBI's taxonomy places the organism in Eukaryota, Fungi, Glomeromycota, Glomeromycetes, Diversisporales, Gigasporaceae.
AUGAAACCUAUAGAUUUGACAUUGAUGGAAGAAAAAACUGGUUUCAACUUUUAUAAUCUAGUAAGUAAAACUGAAAGAAUUGUCGAAACUAUUGAAGAGUUAAAAACUCAUAAUAAUCUAUUUAUUAAUAAAGAAAAUGAAGAACCACAAAUAAGCAAGAAAAUGGCAUUAUUUUUGCUAAUUAUAGUAACAGUGAUAAUUGGAUUUUCUGCUAAAUUUUAUGUUAGUUCAAUUGAAGAACACGCUACUUCUGUUAGUGUUGCAAUGAAAGAUAAAAUGGAAUUUGCUAUUUGCAUUACAGUUGGCAGCUUAAUACAAAUCAUGUUAUUUGUUAUUCCUCUAUUAGUAAUAUUGGGAUGGAAUAUUGGUCAACCAAUAUCAUUGAACUUUGAGAUAUUUAAAACUGUAUAUUUAUUAAUUUCAGUUUUACUCUCAAAUUACUUGGUACAGUAA